Momordica charantia (bitter melon) is the source of this 2113-nucleotide messenger RNA. RefSeq names its product Major facilitator superfamily protein. Lineage: Eukaryota; Viridiplantae; Streptophyta; Magnoliopsida; Cucurbitales; Cucurbitaceae. Gene Ontology annotation, biological process: transmembrane transport. Gene Ontology annotation, molecular function: transmembrane transporter activity. Gene Ontology annotation, cellular component: membrane. The record is from RefSeq and is a predicted model, not a curated record.
UUCUCUCUCCUAUAAUCCCAAUCAUACACUCUAACUUUUUGAUUUCCAAUAAAUCAUGAAUCUAAGCACAACUAUAGCUCACAAGUAACAAGCACUCCCUCCUCUCUUCCUCUCUCUCCCUCUCUCUCUCUCUACUGGAGAGAAACAAACCAAAUAAAAAAAAAUGGUUUUGGUUGCAAAACAUGGGAGUGAAGGAGGAGAGGAUGAUGCUGCAUUAGAUUUUUGGGGGAACCCAGUGGACAAAUCAAAAACAGGGGGAUGGCUUGCUGCAGGGCUCAUCUUAGGAACUGAACUUUCUGAAAGAAUAUGUGUGAUGGGCAUAUCAAUGAACUUGGUGACAUAUUUAGUUGGGGAUUUGCAUCUCUCUUCAGCCAAAUCUGCCAAUAUUGUGACCAACUUUUUGGGUGCUCUUAAUCUUCUUGGCCUUCUCGGUGGAUUCUUAGCAGAUGCUAGGCUUGGACGGUACCUCACUGUUGCAAUCUUUGCUUCCAUAACUGCUGUGGGUGUGAUUUUGUUAACACUGGCCACAACCAUCCCUGGCAUGAGACCCCCUCAUUGUGAUGACUUCAGAAGGCAACUCCAUCAGUGCAUUGCAGCUAAUGGUGGGCAACUUGCCCUGCUCUACGCUGCACUUUACACAAUAGCACUUGGCGGAGGUGGGAUAAAAUCAAACGUUUCGGGAUUCGGGUCCGAUCAAUUCGACAUCAAUGAUCCAAAGGAGGAGAAGGCCAUGAUCUUCUUCUUCAAUAGGUUCUACUUUGCCAUAAGUAUUGGGUCGUUGUUCGCUGUCAUUGUGUUGGUUUAUGUACAGGACAAAGUGGGGAGAGGAUGGGGAUAUGGAAUCUCAGGAGGGACCAUGGUGAUUGCUGUUAUUGUAUUGCUUUGUGGGACAACGUUUUACAGGUUUAAGAAGCCUAGAGGAAGUCCCCUUACAGUUAUAUGGAGGGUGGUGCUUUUGGCUUGGAAGAAGAGAAAUCUCCCUCACCCAGCUCAUCCCAGCUUCUUAAAUGACUACCAAAACGCCAAGGUUCCUUACACUUGCAAGUUCAAGUGUCUUGACAAAGCUGCAAUUCUGGAUGAGUACACUGCUGUCGACCAAAACAGAUACAACCCCUGGAUAGUCUCGACGGUGACUGAAGUUGAAGAAGUGAAAAUGGUGUUGAAGCUCUUACCCAUCUGGUCCACUGGCAUCCUGUUUUGGACGAUCUACUCUCAGAUGACUACAUUCACAGUGGAGCAAGCCUCAUUUAUGGACAGAAUCGUUGGCAGUCUUGAGAUUCCUGCCGGUUCUAUGUCUGCCUUCCUGUUCAUCACCAUCCUGCUGGUGACUUCCUUGAAUGAGAAACUAUUCAUACCGAUCGCUCGGAAGCUGACUCACAAUGUCCAAGGUCUCACAAGCCUUCAGAGGAUUGGGAUUGGCCUCGUUUUCGCAGUUUUUGGCAUGGUGGCUGCUGGAAUUGUUGAGAAAGAAAGGAGGGCAUUCUCUGUGGGGCAAAAUAUUCAGAUAAGUGCUUUCUGGUUAAUUCCCCAGUACUUCUUGAUUGGUGCUGGAGAGGCAUUUGCAUAUGUUGGACAACUCGAGUUUUUCAUCAGAGAAGCCCCGGAACGAAUGAAAUCCAUGAGCACGGGACUCUUCCUUAGCACACUUUCCAUGGGAUUUUUUGUUAGUAGCUUGUUGGUAACAAUUGUAGAUAAAGUAACCAACAAGCGCUGGCUGAGAAGUAAUCUCAACAAGGGAAGUUUGAACUACUUCUAUUGGCUACUUGCAGUGCUGGGGCUGCUAAACUUCUUAUUUUUUCUUCUCCUAGCCCGUAAACAUCAGUAUAAAGACCAGCAUUAUUCCAAUUCCACAGACAACAAUGAGGAACUCAAGAAUUCAAGUAACAUGGUCGCAGUUGAAAUGGAAGGGCCAACAAGCAUGAAGGCAACAGAAAUCUAGAGUGUAUGCUUCAUCAAGGUGUCCAUUUUAUAAGUUUCAAAUCCUGCAUGAGUUUGAUUAUCUAGAAGCCUAUAGCUACAACCAUCCUAUGGCUAUGCUUACAGCAUUAAUGAACAGAUCAGCGAUUGCCAUUUUGUCUUCCAGGGUUUUAUAUAAUUUAAACCAUUCAGCAUA